GGUAAAAACGAAAUGUAAAGGUGAGCGGCUGGCAGGCGAAAUCUCAAGCGCAGAUCAGGUCAAAAUAAAAGCAGAGCCAGAAACUCUGGCUCUCACAAUAGCCAAGCCAAGGCACAGCUGCAGACUGCUCUCUCUCUCGCACUCGCAGUAUGGCCCUCCCACUCUCACUCACGGCGGGGCAUCCACAGGUAAUCGUAAACGUAGCAGCGUUUUAAAAAGUCAGCGUAAUACGAAGUGAUACGGCCAGAUACGUUGGGCAACCUCUUCUGGCCAACGAAUGCUCUACAUUGCGUUGGAAAAUGCAGAAAAAACACCACACAGAGUGCCCCAGAAACAAAUGAAACGCUAUCUGAAAGUGCGCAAUUAUCACCUGGUAUAUCCUUAAAUGUGUGCUACAUUUUAGAGGUAUCAUUAUUCUUGGAUCAGAUAACCACACAAAUAAUAUCUGACUAUUUUGAAUAGUAACUUUGUCCAUUUUGGUGACAUACCUCAAAACGGUUGUAAUUGAAUUCCCUAAAAAUGUGUCUUAAAAUUUUUCAUUUUGGAGAUGGUCAAAAUUUUGACCCCUGUUCAUGUCAGAUUUUUCCAAGUUUCUUAUAUUAUAGAUCCCUAUACUGUAUAAUAUACAUAUAAUAAGAAAUAGUUGAAUCGACUCUCGAUUAUACAUAAGUAAAAAAUAUUUUGUUCCUUUUUUUUAAAUGAAAGUGCGGACCUCAGUGGUAGAAAAUAGGAACACCUCUUUAGUUGGGACUUUAAGAUUAGGCGCCAGCUGCAAAGCACAGCAACUUGUUGACUGUGUACUUUACAGGAGGGUAUUGUUACAUAGGUAGGCACUUCAAGAACAAUCCCCUGAUUUCCCCCUCCCCCGAAAUACCCGAAAUACCCGAAUACCCAAUAGCAAUGGCAAAAACGAUGCGGGGAUAAUCCGGCAGCAUCUUAACUCCGACAGAUGCGCAAGGGCAUUUAAGAUUCGCAUCGAUUGCAGGUCGCUCUCUCACAGGUAAGAUCUUGUGUAUAUAUCCCAAUUUCUUGGCACUAUUGUUGUUGUUGCUGGUCGUUCUGUUGUUUAGUGUCGCUCGUUGUUGUUGUUGUUUCUUCACCCGAUUUGCGGCGAAUUUGAAAACGCUCAGGUAAAACGAUCACCGCUCUCUCACCUGGCCUACAGUGUAUUUGUGUGCAUGUGUGUGUGUGUGGGCAAUGCUGCCAUAUAAGCACUCAAGAUCUCAGCAUUUCUGCAUCUGUAUCUGUAUCUGUGUGCCCGCAUCUGUGUCCGUGUAUCUGUGAGCCGAGCCUGCGUGGGCCAUCGAUUGUCUUUUGGCAAAAAACGAAAGAAAAAAAUCCGAUAUCUGUUCGAGCGUUGUCAACAUUGUUAGGGCAGAUCCAAGAUCUCCGGGACUCUUCACCUGUUCCCGACUGCAACCCACAAGAAAUCGGGGUUUUUACGCCUGCGCCAUGUGCUCCGCGGGACAAAAUGGGCCAAAAGGACACUGUUACGGCAGGUAAAACCGUUUUGACCUUUUGCCAGGGAACAAAAGGUGGCUCGGUGAUCGGUGGAAAAGCGCAACCAACUCGAGAGCCGCAUUCGAAUCUCGGAAUCCCACGCUGCGACUCUCGAGAGGCGUUGCAUUGUCUCGCUCGGCGCUUUGUUUUAAGAGCAUGAAAAUACAUUUAAAUUGAAAAGCGUUUGGCUUUCUCGAGUAUUCGGGGCGGGGAAAGCGCCGUUCUGCGUUCUUCGUUCUACCAUCUUCGAUCCGCAGCCAUAAUCAAACGUAUUAAUAGCCGUCCGUCUGGGGAGGAGACCUCAAUCAAAAGGGCCAGUGCCCAACCCGUACGAAAUCAUCUGUCAAAAUCGAAGAGCCAUGCAACUGACAGGCCCGAACAUCGAGUUGAGAACGAUCUGAGAACUCCGAAACCACUUCGGGCCACUCCGCCACUCCACCACCGAGCUGAUCCACAGGUAAACGCCGCUCUAAAAAGGUGUAAGAUGCCGAGAUGCCCCGACCCACACUCAUAAACAUUUGAUCGAGCGUACAAAAUGCCAAGCGAGGAGAAAUGUUUGAUUUUUUUCUACUUUUUGUUUUUUAUUUGUAACUCCCCCACUCCAGCAGCACAGCACUCCACUCCAUCUGCCUAUGAUCUCCUCGGGUUUUUCCUAUUUCAAAAGAAAGCCUCGAAGAAGCAGACCCUUGAAGUGAUUCCUGGCCGCUCUACAGGUUGUCGGAUCCAUCGGAAUCAUCGUGAUCAUCACCAUCGAUGUCUGGAAGUCGGGGAGUCGCAGUCGAGGCGUUACUUUCAAGUGCCACGCAGAUUAAGAGCAACAAAAGAUCGGCUCAGGAGGCGCUCAAGUGUCUCGUCCCGAGGAGGGAUGCUCCAGCCCAUAGGGCGCAACGAAUUGGUGGCAUUGUGCGGCUGAAGUGUUGCACAUUGGCACAUGAUGCUCGACAAGGGGAAAAAUAAAUACAUACAUAUGUACUCAAUACAUAACCACCACGCUGCAUUCCUUUAUUUGCGAAGAAAAUAUUGAAUAUUACAUUUAAAGGCUAUUUAAAGAAACCUUGGCGACUUAAGAUAAAUUCGCAUAUUUACCAAGGUUUUCACAUACCACAGGCAAAAUAUUGGUUUUAUUAGCGAAGCUAUAACGUCUUAAAUGUGUGAAAUAUUAAAUAGCAAUAUGUAUAUCCAAGAAGUAAUAAAUAGGAAUGCUUUAUUUAGUGUUUUCUUAAAUUUAAAAGCAUAAAUUAAUUUUAUGAAUAUUUGACUGUUUAAAGAUUUUGGAACAUUAAUAUUCCAAUUAACUUGUUUGCAUGCUUACAUGUUAUAUAAAUCAUUGGACUGUCAUUUGAUACCCCAAUAUUUUAAACACAAUAUAAUGACCUCUCUAAAAAUACGACAAAAUUGGCAAGCUGUUUGGCUUUGCCAAGCUAUUAAUAGUUUACCCAAAGUUUCCCCAACCAUUAUAAAAUCAUUAGGUUGUUUUCAAAGAAUUCCCCAGUAAUCUUUGUGUUAAGAAAAUAUUUACAAAAGAUUUUAUGCAAACAAGACAAUAACCUCUGAAUUAAGCAGUUGUGUCGCCUUCAUUUUGGCCAACUUCAAACGCGUGCCAGCCCUAACACCUGAAUCCGCGUAAUUGGAUUACUGGGCCCUUUUGGCCGAGACUAUUACCUUGGCAAAGGGUAUAUCUCUCGAUACAGACGAUAGAUAGAUCGAUCAGAUUCCGGCUGCGGUUGUGCUUCAUCAGCAUUCAACUUGUCACAUGGCUGUGAAAAGCUGCUUAGAAUUAAAGCUAAUUGCCGGGGCCCCAAAACAUGAUGCGGCACAUUUGGCUUUGAUGGCUCUUUAGGGCCAGCAGCGCCGAGUGGCAUUCCUCCUAUUCAGCCCGGCUAAUUGGUCGCCAGAUCGAGCAAAGCCUUUACUUUAGCUUCAGCUUUAACUUUAACUUUAACCCCCAACCAAAAAGGCAGGCGUGCAAAUACGCAGAAACUUUGACUUCUCAUCUCAUCGUUUUAGCAUAAAGAGUUUUGUUUUUGUUAGUGCCUUUGGUUUUGCUGGGCUUUUUACUGAUUUUUUUUAUUGAUUGUCGCCGUCGUCUACUGUGUUGGUUCACGACUCACGUUUCAAAAUAAAAACACAAAAACAAGCUGGAAAAAAAAAACGAUGAAACGAAAUACAAAAUACAGAAAGAGUGCCCCAACGUCUCUCGGAACGAUUUCGAGUUUUUUUUUUUUUUUUGAGCUUAGCUCUGUGUUCCUCGUAUUUUUAUUUCGCCGUUCGCUUUUCGUUCCUUUUAAUGUCUUUGUAAACAUAAUUGCAACAACUCCAAUAACAGAUUGUUUGCGAGUUUAAUCGUUUUGUCGUGAAGUGUGAAAUAUGAGCGGCCAAGUCGCUGGGGAGCUUUCGGCGGAACUCAGUUCGAGGGUCCGAGUACUCCUCCCCCGCACCUCCACCCUCGACCUAAAAAUACUCACAAAAAAUAUGUAUUUUAGUUGAGGCUGUCGAGCAUUUGCAAUGUGUGGCUUGUGCCGCCAAAUGUAAAUUAUGGUCCAUCAAGCCAGCGAGCAACAUUGUUGGGCGGCCAUUUUGGCAGCGCACGGCAACAACAAGUUCAAUUAGCGCAUCGCUUCGAUUUGCUAAAUUUAAUCCGGGCUCGGAGCACGAAGUGAAUGCCACUCCGGUCAGAAGAUAAGCAGAAGCAGCUCCGGAGAAAGAGAGAAUCUUCUGGCGGCGAUAAGCGCGACGAGAAUUUGAGGAACGGACGUUUUAGCCACGCACACGUGUGCUCCACGCAGAGAAAAGCCAGCAAUCUCAGUUCGUCUUCUAUAUAAAAGACUUCCAUCGCAAUAUUUAGUAUCAGGUGUAGUAUAAAAACCACUUAAAUUGUUUACAAACAAAAUUGAAUACUCUUGAUAGCACAAUCUUGUGUUGCAUAUUAUACAAAACAAUUCAUUUUUAAUGUUGUUCAUUUAUUUGGGUUAACUUUAUAAUACUAAGUCGGAAAUACUCGUAUAAAUUAAUUUUUUCUUAGAAGUCAAUUUUUGGGAUUUACUUAUUUUAAUUCAUUUUAAUUUAAUUGAAAAAAAUACGAUUCAAGAAUGAGAAUCGCAAAAAGUUGUACAUUUUGUUUAAUUAAUAUUUGAAUGAAUUGAUAAAGCUUCCAUCGCAAUAUUUAGUAUCAGGUGUAGUAUAAAAAACCACUUAAAUUGUUGACAAAAUUGUAUACUCUUGAUAGCACAAUCUUGUGUUGCAUAUUAUACAAAACAAUUAAUUUUUAUUGUUGUUCAUUAGUUAGUUGACCCAAAUAAACUUUAUAAUACUAAGUCGGAAGUACUCGUAUACAUUAUUUUUUCUUAGAAUUAGGUUGUUGGGAUUUACUUAUUAUGACUCAUUUUAUGUUAUUCACAAAAAAAUACGAUUCAAGAAUGGGAAUCGAAAAAAGUUGUACAUUUUGUUUACUUAAUAUUUGAAUGAAUUGAUAAAGCUGCGAAGGGCAAAAUGUCAGAGUUGACUAAUGUUUAACACCAAAUUUAUUUAAUUAAUUACCCGAAAAAAACCCCAAAUUUCUGUCCGAUUUUAGUUCGUUUUUUUUUCUCUCUGCAGCGAUUGGGUUGGCGUUUGCCUUUGGACCUUGGAGAGCAGGGCGCCCGUCGACAACAGCAUGUUGCAACAACACUCGACAGCGGCAACCUGUGGAGCCUGCGUGCCAUUAGCCAUGGAGCAUGAAACAAAAGCCGAGCCACAAAGAUGGAGCACUCGGGAGGAAUGGAAGUGAAGUGGAAUGGAAUGGAAAGGAAUGGAAAGGCAAGGAAGGGAAAGGAGUGCAGCAGUGCAGCAGAGUGGAGUGGCAGUGUGGAGUGGAGAAGGCCUGCCACAAUGCAUUUGCGAUAAAUGGCAGGCUUGGAGGCCUGGAAGGCCCUUAAAAGCCAGCGACAACAACAGCAGAAGACCACGACGACGAAGAAGUGAAAGAUUUGCGCAGUGAGAUAGCUCAUUUUGGAUGUGAGUCGGGUCUGGGCCAGUUCUUCGUUUGUUACCUUGGCUAAUCGGCGGCUAUGUAAGAUGGUUGUUGUACGUGCGGCGACAGAGCCGCAGCCUCAGUUCCAAAGUCAAGACCACGAACGUGCUGUUUCUGUUGCUGUUGCCUGUUGCCUGUUGCCUGUUGCUGUUCGAUGUUGCCGAUGUUGACACCAGCAACACCAACAACAACAACAGCAGCAUAAGCACCAGCAACAUCAGGCGACCACAGCCGCAUUCCGAAAUGUAAGGAUUCAUGCAGCUUGGAAGAUCCGAGAUCCGAGGGCCGCCCCACUUGGCAGCAGCCCCGGCAAGGUCAAUAAAUCCAGAAAUCCAGAUCCACUACCGAUUAGUGAUGGCUAGCGUAUUAUUUCCCUUGAGCCAAUAAGGCAAUUUAGUCAAGGUCCACAGGCUUUAAUUUGUUGCAUGUGCAAUUGUAAUUGGUUUAUUGAAUUUGCAACUUUUUCGUUUUUAAGAUUUUCGAUAUAUUAUUAUGGCCUUUAAAAAAUGAAUUAACCUUUUUUAUAAAAUUUUACUUCUUGUAUUUUAAUAAGUUUACAUUUUGUAUUUACCAUCUUCUAAAUAAAUAUUUAGAAAACCUUAACAUUAAGCAUUGUAAACCCAGAAAUACCACAAGUCAUUUAAAGCCUAUCGGCAUUUAUCUAGAUACAUUCCAUCAUUUGGAUGGUGAGUAAACGUUUGGCUGGCAUUUAAAGCCCCUCAGAACAAAACCAUAAAAACCUCAUUUACAAAAUCGCUGGAUUUUGCCUGCUUGUCACACACUGAAUACAAACAAAGCUCUCAUAAUUAGAAGAAAAUUAAUUUCGUAUCUUUACCUCUGCUUCGAAGUUCAAACAUUCCAAUUCGAAUAUUCAAAUUCCAAUGCUAUUCAUUUUUUGCGGCUCAUUUGCUUAUUUGCUUAUUUCAAAUGAAAAUGAUUAUUUCUUUCUGAGUUUGUUGUUGCUAUCUCGCCUUUUGAUUUGUGUGUGUGUUUUUGUUUUUUUUUUUUUGUUUGUUUCAGAGUGUGUGCAGUCAGAGUUUCGAACUUAAACAGGUUUGGGCCACAAAACAGCAGCAGCAGCCAACGUUGGCCGUUGGUUACCAAAGCUUCGACUUGGCCAGCGAGAAAACGAGAGAGAGAGAGAGAGAGAGAGAGAGAGAGAUCGAGGAGAUCGGAGAACGGAGAACAAGAUGCUGGCUAACUGGCAAGCUGGCAAACCCACACACCGAUCUUUCUUAACUCUCUUUCCAAAGAAACGAUUGCUCAGCAUCCACACACACACACGCACACACUCACACAAGCAAAGCUAGAUAAAUAGGGGGAAUUUGUGGGGAUACUGGGUCUUUGUUUCCCCUCAAAAAUUCCCCCAGCUGCAAACUAAAGAUAAGAGGCCAGAUUUAUGUUUUGCGAAACAAAAAUAUUGUUCAGAUAUCAAAGGUUAUCAACGCUUGUCAAUAAAAAACAAUAUUUAUUUUGAGGACUUUUUUUUUGGUAUCAAGCUAAUUAAUCAAAUAUUCGCUAAUCUACUUUAAAUUGUUUCAUAUAAAAGAACUUUAGAAAAGUCGCAAAAGAUGCGCGUUGGCGACUUAUCUCUGUUUACUUCAGAAUAACGAAACCGCAGAGCCUGGCCAUUUAAUCUCUUCAAGGGGCCGAUGCCAUGAAGAUCGUCGCAGGUUUUUUUACUUUGCUUUCAGUACUGAAAUUAUGUAUAGGAGAAACACAUGUCUCAUAUUUGGAGCCCGAUUGUGGAGUCUCAGUUUCGGGAUCCAGCACUAAGAGCAGCAGGAUCAUCAAUGGCCGUGUGGCAGAUAUUUUUGGCAACCCAUGGAUGGCACUGAUCAGCGGUGGAAUUAUGUGUGGUGGUUCCCUAAUUACAAACCGAUUUGUGCUUAGUGCAGCACAUUGCAGAAGUUACAGUCCCACAAUGGUUUACCUAGGCGAGUUCGACAGAUCUACCAUCACGGAUUGCUCUACCAAAGCCUGCAUGCCAAAUGCAAUUGGAGUCCAAGUGGACGCACAAAUAGCUCAUCCCAACUACGUGCACUUUUCCCAAAAUGACAUUGCUCUCUUUCGACUGGUUACCCCGGUACAUUAUACAGCCUUCAUUAAACCAAUCUGUUUGCUGACCAACUACAAUCCAUUGGCCCACAUCCGAUCUCUGACUGCCGUGGGUUGGGGAACCACCGAAUUGGGAGUGGCAAGUAAUGUUUUGAGGACCGCCACCCUAACGCAAGUGGAUCGGUCCUACUGCUCUGCCAAGUACAGAUACAGAGUGGAUAUGUCCCACAUUUGUGCCGGAGACUACAGUUCGAGUACCUGUGCAGGAGACUCCGGCGGGCCAAUAUCCGCCAUGCUACCCAUUUCCGGAGUCAAUCGAGUGGUUCAGUUCGGAAUAGUCAGCUACGGAAACUACGAUUGCAGAGAGGUGGGGGUGUAUACGAAUGUCAUGCACCACAUUGACUGGAUUGCAAAUACCAUACGACAGGGAGGAUCUCAAACCCCACGAGUGUACUACUAUAUGCCUUGGCAGUCAGUUUGUCGACAUUGCUUGGAGAUGAUGUACGCAAAAUACGCUUUUCUGAUGUUCCUUCUCGGUAUAGGAAAGAUAUCUGGAGAAGAGUCAUCAAACUUUCUUGACGAAUCUUGUCAACGGAACCUCGGCUCAGCAAGGAUAGUGAAUGGUCAUGAAGCUCAAGAAUCCACAACUCCAUGGAUGGCGAUGAUCGUAAAUAAGGAGGGUUUAAAGUGUGGCGGCACAUUGAUUACAAAUCGCUUUGUCCUGACGGCCGCACAUUGCUUGUUAGCCGGUAAUCUGAAAGUAAGAUUGGGCGCAUAUCAUUUAAGGACGGAGGAGAGUGCAGUGGUCCAGGAGUUCGAAGUCGAUGAAUCCUAUCAACACGAGAAUUACACGGAGUUAAGGCACGAUAUAUGUCUCUUAAGACUGGCCAAAAGGGUGAAGUUUACAGCUCACAUCAGACCGAUUUGUUUGCUGCUGGACCCGCGUCAUCGAAAUCUUGAAGAUAUGGUGAGAAAAUUCAGAAUAUACGGCUGGGGUCAGACCGAAGAUGGUGACUUUAGCCAAACGCUGCAAUGGACAUCGCUUCACCUUCAUCGGCGUGCAGAGUGCUCUAAGUUUUAUCCCGAAGUGACCAUUGGCCGGGAACACAUCUGUGCAGGACGAGAUAAAAGCGGCUCCUGCACAGGCGACUCUGGCGGUCCUUUGACCGGCAACAUACAAAUUGACCGUGACCGUGAGACUGUAAUCCAGUUCGGAAUCGUUAGCUUUGGGGCCGAGAACUGCACUUAUCCCACCGUCUUUACAAAUGUCAUGGCCCAUUUGGACUGGAUAGUGGAUGUCGUUCGCAGUCAAGAUAAAAAUACUUCAAAACUUGAGUUCAUUUCUUCAUUUUAAACUUAUUUUAAUUG
This is a messenger RNA of Drosophila ficusphila, 8935 nucleotides long. RefSeq lists its product as uncharacterized. Lineage: Eukaryota; Metazoa; Arthropoda; Insecta; Diptera; Drosophilidae. The record is from RefSeq and is a predicted model, not a curated record. The transcript has 8 exons. Gene Ontology annotation, biological process: proteolysis. The coding region runs from base 7167 to 8921 and encodes 584 amino acids. Gene Ontology annotation, molecular function: serine-type endopeptidase activity.